Messenger RNA from Electrophorus electricus (electric eel), 1182 nucleotides. Lineage: Eukaryota; Metazoa; Chordata; Actinopteri; Gymnotiformes; Gymnotidae. The record is from RefSeq and is a predicted model, not a curated record.
AUGUCCCGGGCCCAUACAGAGGGCCACCCUGGACGUAUUGCGCAAAUAGACAGGGUCGUCCUGGACAUCCUGGCCCAUAGUCAGGGCUGUCCUGGACUUCCUGGACCCAUAAAGAGUGGCGUCCUGGACAACCACCGAUGCUGGGAACUGCUAUGUCCCCAUGACUAUAAAGCUCUUCAUGAAUCGACUCAGACAUCUGCAACCAGCUGUAUAAAGGAUAAAAGCCUGAUGGAGUCAAGGCUACAACAAUAUAGGAGCACAGGAAACAUUUCGCAGUGUUAUGAGUUUCAUCCUAACUCGUGUCAGAAGAUUGUUUAUCCUCUGGCUGUGAAAGUUGUGAUAUAUUUUGUCAUUGGAGCUGUUAUUAUUCUUACAAUAUUUGGAAGCCUUCUGGUCGUUACUGCCAUCAUUCAUUUCAAGCAGCUCCACACACCAACUAACUAUCUCACUCUCUCUCUGGCUGUAACUGACAUGCUUGUAGGAGGACUUGUGAUGCCUCCCAGUAUGAUACGCUUUGUAGAGACCUGCUGGUACUUUGGAACAUUAUUCUGGCGAUAUUAUGCAGUAUGUCAUCCCCUGCUGUACCACAGUAAAAUGACUCCUCUUACUUCUUUGUUCAUGAUUGCUCUUUGUUGGAGCUAUUCUUCUGCUCUGGGAGUUUUAGUCAUGGUGCUAAACACUUUGGGCAUUGAACACUACAGUGAUGUUAAAUGUGAGGGUGAAUGUUCAGCCCUUCUGGGGCCAAUUACUUCAUUGAUAGUUGCCUUCUUCUCUUGCUAUAUCCCUUCUAUUGUAAUGGUGAGCAUAUAUUUCAAAAUAUAUCUUGUUGCACACAGACAACUACGUUCUGUACGAAAUAGUCUCUCUCAGCGAAAGACAUCCAGAGGGCAGCCCACUAUUAGUAAGGCAGAAAGAAAAGCCACUAAAACACUUGCUGUUGUUAUGGGAGUGUAUUUAUCAUUUUGGACACCAUUUUUUAUCUACAGUGUAAUGGUGACAUAUUUUGGUUAUGUUGGUCCACAACAACUGUAUGAAGUGUUUGCUUGGAUUGCUUAUUCAAAUUCAGCAUGUAAUCCUAUUUUGUAUGCUUUCUUCUACAGUUGGUUUAGAAAGGCUCUCAAAGUUAUUUUAUCAGGAAAAAUAUUUGAGAAAAAUUCAACUAGAUUAAAUCUGUGUUCAUAG